AUGGCACUACCUCCGCCUAUGUGCUUCCAAAUGAGUAAGCUAUUUCCUUUCUUGAUGAAUACUGAAACUAAUGAAGAUUAUGGUGCCAUUGAGCAAGAGAGACUGGACGCCCAAGCAGCAGCCAUUGUUGAAAUGAUUGGGGGCGUCCCCUUCCUUGCCCCUAGCCAGAGAGCCAUGGCAGUGUCAAGAGCAGUUGACGUCGGCUGUGGUACGGGUGUCGCAACAAUGCAACUUGCUGCGAUGUUUCCACACGCCAAAGUCUACGGCCUCGACAUUUCGCCCGUGCCAAAAACAGCACGAGAGAUGGCACCAGAAAAUACCGUCUGGAUGGUGGGCAAUGUACUAGACAUGGAGCGUGAUGACGGCGCAAAUGAUCCAGCCAGCCGCGAUAUUUUCACAGCUGGCGGGCUCGACUACAUAUUUGGCCGAAUGCUCUUCUUGGGGAUCAAUGACUGGGCGCGAUAUUUUUCUAUUGCAUCUCAUUCGCUAGCGCCUGGUGGGAUCAUAGAGCAUCAGGACUUGGACUGGGAAUUCUACCGCGCUGGUUCGUCUGAGUGUCUGAGCGACAAGUGGGAGUGGCACAAAACUGUUAUUGCGGCGGCGGCACAAUCAGGUCUGGCGGUGCAUUCCGGGUCUGGCGCCGCGGCGCUGAUGAAAGCAGCAGGAUUGGAGGUGAUUGAUGUCCAAACAUUUGAAUUUUCAUUUGUUCCCUCCAGCAAAACGCCUAACAGCCAGGCAAUGGGGAGAUACGUACAGAAGAAGCUCGUGCCGAACUACCCAGAGCUACUCCGCAAGAUGUUGGGAUCCAGUGGCAUUGGAUGGGAGGAGCUUGAAAGGAUGACUGCACAAUGCCUGCUCGAUAUUGGGUCUGAGGAGGGAUUGCACCAGAAAUAUGUAGUGACUCUUGCGCGGAAGCCGUAG
Ophidiomyces ophidiicola is the source of this 921-nucleotide messenger RNA. RefSeq lists its product as uncharacterized. Lineage: Eukaryota; Fungi; Ascomycota; Eurotiomycetes; Onygenales; Onygenaceae. The transcript has a single exon. The coding region runs from base 1 to 921 and encodes 306 amino acids. Gene Ontology annotation, molecular function: methyltransferase activity. The record is from RefSeq and is a predicted model, not a curated record.